AUGGCCGAUACAACAGACCCCCCGACGAAUCCUUUAUAUCGAGUCCCCGAGCUACAACAGCAUGAUCCUCCAAUUGAACCAGAUCACUCACCUCCUCCGACGAGCGAUGAUGUCGCAACGGAUGAUGGGUACGCUUCAUCCGAGCAUUCCGCACAGUCGUCAUCUCUAGCAUCGAGUGUGCGCGAUUAUCAGUUCGAGAAUAGUCGGCGCUAUCACAAAUUUAAAGAGGGUUUGUAUCAAUUCCCAAAUGAUCUGCCCGAACAAGAAAGAGAGGAUAUGAAGCAUACGGUUGCAGUGCAUCUUCUUGGAGGAAAGUUGCAUAAUGCGCCGUUGGACCGUCCUCAGAAGAUCAUCGAUGUUGGGACAGGAACUGGAAGCUGGGCAAUUGAUAUGGGCGAUGAAUAUCCAAGCGCCGAAGUCAUUGGGAUCGAUCUCAGUCCCAUUCAACCACCAUGGGUUCCUCCCAACGUUCGAUUCCUCGUCGACGACGCCGAAGCACCGUGGCUAUACUCCGAAAACUCAAUAGACCUUGUCCAUUUGCGCAACAUGUCCACGGCAAUCAAGAAUUGGCCUGCGCUGCUGGGACAGAUCUACCGCGCGUUGAAGCCAGGAGGUUGGAUCGAGCUUCCCGAAUUCCGAUGGGUAUACGGAUGCGAUGACGGAACACUACGUCCCGACUUUACACCACCGCAAAUGGUAGCCAACAUCCGAGCUGCCCUCGCCAAGUCAGGCAUCGAGAUGCACGCUGCCGAGAAGAAUCCCGAUAGACUGCACGACGCUGGAUUUGUCAAUAUCCGCCACGAGAUCAAGAAGGUGCCGGUCGGUCCGUGGCCGAAAGACCCGAAUCUCAAGAUGAUUGGUCUCUACAACAGGAGUGUCAUCUAUGAUGGUCUGUACGCAAUCACCAUCGGCCCGUUCACUCGAGCUUUGGGAUGGACGCCCGAAGAGGUCGAAGUCUUCCUUGUCAAGGUUCGAAAGGACUUGAAGGAUCCUUCGGUGCAUUCCUAUGUCCACUUCCAUUCGCUAUGUGCGCAGAAGCCUUUCCACCCAUAG
This is a messenger RNA of Fusarium mangiferae, 1053 nucleotides long. RefSeq lists its product as uncharacterized. Gene Ontology annotation, molecular function: methyltransferase activity. Lineage: Eukaryota; Fungi; Ascomycota; Sordariomycetes; Hypocreales; Nectriaceae. The transcript is spliced from 3 exons. The coding region runs from base 1 to 1053 and encodes 350 amino acids. The record is from RefSeq and is a predicted model, not a curated record.